Molecule: messenger RNA, 1238 nt
Organism: Beta vulgaris subsp. vulgaris (sugar beet)
Lineage: Eukaryota; Viridiplantae; Streptophyta; Magnoliopsida; Caryophyllales; Amaranthaceae
Product: cell number regulator 8
Exons: 3
Coding region: 183-944 (253 amino acids)
Source: RefSeq, a predicted model, not a curated record
UGCAACGCGUCAGAAUAAAACUUUCUCUAACAUUAACAUUUUAUGACCCAACCGACAACCUAAUCAUUCUCUCUCCUACAUUUCUUCUUCGCGUAGAUCUCGCGGAGAAGCUCGCAAUUAGAUUGAGAUUCUCACAAAUCACAAAUCUUUUGCCCUCAUUUCCUUCUUUUUCUUGAACAUCAAUGGCGAACAAUCUAGAAGAAUCAAACCCUCUCUUAGGGGCAGAAGGGACCCAUAACAACCAAUCAAACCUCAAUGAUGAUGAUGAUAUUGCUGUUGUUGUUUCUAAAAAGAUGGAUGAAAAUGUCGACGCUCUUUCUCCGUCGAAACAACCGCCAGUUCCUACAGUAGCUCAGCCGCAGGUGGCGGAGACUUACGGUUGGGCCGCCCAUGGAUUGCCUUUGGGCCAGCCUGUCAUGGGCCGAGCCCAUUGGAACUCCGGCCUUUGUUCUUGUCUUGGUCGUAGUGAUGACUUCUGUAGCAGCGAUCUUGAAGUUUGUCUUCUCGGAAGCGUGGCUCCGUGCAUUCUCUAUGGAAGCAAUGUUGAAAGACUUGGCUCAAGCACCGGCAGUUUUUACAAUCAUUGCUUGUCCUAUGCUGCACUGUAUCUUAUUGGAAAUUCUUUCUUCGGAUGGAACUGUGUAGCUCCUUGGUUUUCAUAUACAAGCCGUACUGCUGUGCGCCGUAUGUUCAAUCUUGAGGUAAGUUGUGAGGCUCUAACUCGGCAGUGCAGUUGUAGCGGAAGCUUUCUGGAGGAUGAGGUACAAAGGGAGCAGUGUGAGACAGCUUGUGAUUUUGCCACUCAUGUCUUCUGUCAUCCUUGCUCACUCUGCCAGGAAGGUCGGGAGAUUCGUCGUAGGCUGCCACACCCUGGUUUUAAUGCUCAGCCAGUCCUGGUUAUGAUUCCUCCUGGGGAACAGGCUAUGGGUCGUGAAAAGGCAUGAAAGCUUCUGACCAUCUUUACUGGUCUGUCUAUACGGACAAUUGCUAUGUUUAUACUUGAUCCAUAAUGUUUGAUCGAAUGCUGUUAGUAGGCAGCUGUGAAGUAUUACUUUUGUGCAAUGAUGUUAAGAACAUAAAAAUAGUGGAGUGGAAUGUGAGGCCCUGAUAUCUCACUUAAAAUACUAUCAACUCAGCUCUGCAGUAUUACAUAUUGUUCCUAUGUCAAUGAUUUAGUAAUUUGUGACUGUGACAAGGUUGCAUGUUGUGAAUGAGAAUGUUCUUGUUUCGUGUAUUAA